AUAAAUUUUAUUUAUUUAAUUUAUGUAUUUUUGUCUAUAAUAUUACAAAAAAUUGUUUUAUAGAUUUUUAUUAUUUUUUAAUAUUAUACUCUAAAUAUAAUUGAUGGAAGCGAUAUUAUGAGGUCAAAAAGAUAUUUAUUUUAAGAUUAUAUUUUACAAGAAUUAAAGAAUGUAAGCAAAAAAAAAUCUAGCCUUAUUUAUAAUAUUAAUAUUAAAAAAUUAUCUUUUUAUCAAUAUAUUUUUAAAAAGUUUUAGCAUGAAAUUUGAAAACAAAUUCUAAUAUAUAAUAUAUAUUUACAAUUCAAUAUUCAAAAUAUUUAAAAGACAUAUAAGACUUUGUGCAUCAAUAAAUAUUACUAUGUACUUUUUGAAUACAUAGUUGAUUAAAAUCAUGAGUUCAUAACAUUAAUUCAACAAUAUAAAUAUUUUGAUUAUCAAAUCAGUAAGAAAUUUUGAGAAUAAUAUAUCUUAUCUUUAAGAAAUAAUAUAAUACAUGUAACUAUAUACAUCUAUUCAGAGAUAUAACAAAUAAUAAUCAAUGUAAUGAAAAACAAAAAAUGUUCUGAAUACAAUAUAUCACAGUACAUUAAUAUAGAAUACUGUUUUUAAAGUGAAAUUAUUUAUGAAUUAUAUAUUUUAUUUAAUUUCGCUAUAUUUCCUUAACAAAUUACAUAACCUCUCUAUAACAUUUCCUUCAAAUAUACAUAUGUGCAUUAUAAAUAAUAUGCGUAUAUAUAAUAUAUAAAUAAGAUAACAGAGGAAGAAAUAAUAAAAAUAUUUAAUUUAAUAAAAUUAUAAAAAAUAUAAAAUAUAAAUUCAUUAAAUUAUUUUAAUAUAAGUUUAUGAAAUAUUAUACUUAUUACUACUAUAUUUAUAUUAUACUUAUUACUACUAUAUUUUAUAUAUAGAACAAUUUUUUCAAAUAUGAAAAAAAUUUUUGUCAUAAAAAUAUCUCAUAUUUUUUAUUUUUUUAAUUUUCUUCCUCUGUUGAUAUAAAAAUUAUAUCUUCAUAUUUAAUAAUGUACACAAUAUAAAAUGUAUUUAAAUGUAGGUGUUUUAUAUAAUAUAAUAUAAGAUUAAGUAACUUAUUAGUAAUUAUAAUAUUGUCAAAAAUAAAUAUUAUACUUAUUAUUACAAAUAAUUAUACUUAUUAUUGCAAAUCAAUAUUUUAAAUAUUGAUAUAAAAAGCAGCAAUAGUAUACAUAUAUGGUAAUAAUGUAUGUCGUAAUGAAAACAUUAAAAUUUAUAAUUAAUAUGAUUUUUAUUUACUUUUACUUUAAAUUACAUUCUGAAACAAAUAAAACAUAAAUAUUUAGAAUUGUAAAUAAACUAUAAUUCAUCAAAAAAUUCAAAUUUCAUUUUUUAUAUCAUAGAAUUUAUUUAUAAAAGAAAAUUAAGAACUAAGAUUUUUUAAAAAAUUUAUAUAUUAUAUAUAGAUUUAAGUAAUUUAUUUAAUAAUUAAAUUAAUAAUUAUUAAAUCUGAUAUAAUAGUUUUGUAUUUUUUUUAAAUAAUGAUUAUCAAAUAUGUCUAUUAUUUAAUAUAUUUUAUUUAAAUAUGAUAUAUCAAAUUUAUCUUUAUACUUAUUUCAAUUUAGAUAUCAUAAAAUUAAUAUUUAAUUAAAUAUAAUUAUUAAAUGAUUAAAAAAAUAUAAUAAAAAAAUAGUAUAAUUUAUUUAAAAAAUAUGUGAUUUCUUUUACAAUAUUCUACAAUCUUUCUAUUAUAAUAUUAUUUCUAUUGAAUUAUAUUAUAUUAUAUUGUUAAGAUAGAACAUUUGGUAUUUGAUUUUUUAUUUCCAUUAUGAUUCUAUCAUUCUAAAGAGGCAAUUUUUCUGAAAAUUCUAAUAAUAAUAAAUUUAAAAAUAUCAAAAUUCAACAGCAAAUUAAAACAUUAGAUUAAAUUACAGGUUCAGUGAUAAGAUAUUAUAUAGUUAUAUAUAUAUAUCUUAUCGAAUAUAUUUAUUAUAUAUAUAUAUAUAUAUAUUCAUACAUAAUUUUAAUUAAUAAAUCAAAUAUUCAUAUCACCAGUUUCUAUUUUUUUAAUUAAUUAUGAAUCCAGAGCAUAAAAUCUUGAGUAGUUCUUCAAAUCAUAAUUAAUUUAGAUUGUAUAUCAAAAGUCCAAUGUUUAUUUUUAAGUUAGUAACCUCAUUAAUAUAAAAUAUAUAAUAUAUAAAUAUAAAAUUAUUUAUAUAUUUAUAAAAAAUAAUUUUCAAAAUAAUUAUAAAAAUAAAAAACAAAUAUAAAAUUGCAUAACUUAUAAAUUUUAUGUUAAUAUAAUUUAUAUUUUGACAUUGCAAUGAGUAACUAGCAUCACUAUCCAAUUCAAUAUAAUUCAAUGUCUGAAGUCUAAAAAAUCUCAUUUUAUAUAUAUUUUUAUAUAUGUAAAGAUUUUUCAUACAAAAAUUUGUACAUAUAAAAAAUUUUUUUAUUCUAUAUAAAUUAAAUUUAACACAUUAUCUGUGCGAAUUGAUAAUGAAAAUUAUAAUUGGCAGAAUAAUCAGUUAAAAGUCCACCAUAAUCAUUUUAAAUUGCAAAGCAACUGUAUGUAAAGAAGUGAACAAUAUCUGAACGACGAUUUUACGCAUUGUUUAAGCAACAAUAAUGGUAGUUGAAAGAAUAGUAUUAUCUACUUUGACAAGAAUAAGAUUGAUUUCUUGUAUAAAACCACAAUUGUUACAGCAGAAACAAAAUUUGACUAACUUUCUAUUGGUGUGUAAAUUAUCAAGUUAUCAUGUUACAAAAAAUAUUGAACAUAUUUUGCAUGAUAAUCAAAUUAGAACUGAUGCAAUUAUACAGAAUUUUAAUAAUGAGAAAAAUAGACCUUUGUUAAUUUUACUUAGUUGGUUGUUACCAAAGCAUAAACAUAUUAUGAAAUUUGCAAAUUUAUAUGUGGAACAAGGGUUUGAUAUUGUUAUAUUAUCAAUUACACCUUGGCAACUAAUAUGGCCUACAAAAGGAUCUAGGUUAGUUGCUUCAGAUUUAUUGGAGUUUCUAAUAAAACAUCAAAAUUAUCAGCAAAUAGUAUUACAUGGAUUUUCAGUAGGUGGAUAUUUGUGGGGAGAAAUUUUGGACUUAAUACAGAGUGAUUAUCAAAAAUAUAAUAAUGUAAUUGAAAGAAUUGUUGGACAAGUAUGGGAUAGUUUAGCUGAUGUGACUGAAUUAUCAAUAGGUAUACCACAUGCUCUAUUUCCAAAAAAUAAAAUGCUACAAAAUAUGUUUCAAAAAUAUUUAGAAUAUCAUAUGAAAACUUUUUAUAAACAAUCUACACAAUAUUACAUAAGAUCUAGUCAAUUAUUUCAUACAAAUUUGGUACAUAGUCCAGCAUUAUUUUUUGUAAGUAAAACAGAUCCAAUAGGUUCACUAACAAGUAAUUUAAGAGUAAAGGAUCAAUGGGAUACUUUGGGUGUAAAGACUUAUAUCAAAAUAUUUGAAAAAUCUCCACAUGUUGGGCAUUAUCGUAAAUAUCCAAACGAAUAUGUUGCAGAAUUGUAUACUUUUUUGAAUAAAUUACCUUUAAUACAAUAUGAAAAGAAAAUGGGAGCACAAUUUUGAAUGUUUUAUUGCUGAUAUUUUUAAAAUAUGGAAGUAUUUAAUAAAAAAAUUCAUUGAAUUCAUUGAUAUUUAUCUUUUUUUUAUAAAAUAAUUAUUUUUUAAAACAUGAUAAUAAUUUUAAUUAUAUAUUUUGUAUAAUAUACAAAAGAAUUAAUUAUACAAAAGAAAUAUAUUUUUCUUGUUCAUAUACUAAAUAUUAUUGUAUUAUUACAAAAAUAAUUUAUAAUUUAUAUUAUUUAUGUUAUAUAUAUUUAUGUAUUAUGUUAUAUAUUUCAAUAAUAAAAUAUGAAUUACAAUUAAA
This is a messenger RNA of Apis cerana (Asiatic honeybee), 3850 nucleotides long. Its product is annotated as transmembrane protein 53-like lethal (2) k09913. The record is from RefSeq and is a predicted model, not a curated record. Gene Ontology annotation, molecular function: serine hydrolase activity. Lineage: Eukaryota; Metazoa; Arthropoda; Insecta; Hymenoptera; Apidae.